CGUCGACGUACCAAUUCCAAUACCAAUACCAAAGACAAGAAUAGAAUAGAUUUAUAGAAGGCCAGGAAAAGAAAAGAAGGGAAUGGAGAAAUAAGGAUUCAAAAGCGCUGAGGUCGACCUUCUUCCCCAUUCCCAGAUCUCUUCCCAUCCAUCGCGACAUACCAUCUAAGAGUCUCGCAGCUCCUUCAGCUGAGAUCGGCCUUCUCCCGGCGUAAUUCCUUUCCCACGUCCACCGCGCUGGACAGAACCCUAUCCAUUCCCCCCAAACUCACCAGAUCUGAGGAGAAACCCCCAAAUCCAUGGACGAUUUUCCCGGUCUGCUGGCGAGAGAUUUCGGCUUCCGGCCGCAGGGCAAAGCCGCACCCAUGUCCGCCUCCAGAGGCGUCGGCGUCGGCCCCGGGCCCACAAAUGCCGCGAUCGGAUCCAGAGGGCCCACCAGAUCGGGCGGCUGGAGUUCCACCCCUCCCGGUGGUUCCUUAUUCGGCGAACACGAUGGGCUAUUCGGCCCCGGGGGCGCAAAGAAUCAGAACACUCCUCAGGAUUAUGGAGGUUUUGAUGAUAUCUUCGGGGGUCCCACGCGUGCCGCCCCCCCUUCAUCUUCCUCCUCUGCCUUGCCUGUCUACGAUAAGCCUGUCUAUGAUGACGAUAUCUUUGACGGUGUCCCUGGGGUGAAGAGCACGGGCUCAGUCAAGUACGAUGACGUGUUCUCGUCGAUCUCCAAGGGGCCCACCUAUGCGGAUCAUUACGAUGAUCUGCUCGGGGGGUUCGGUAGAUCGGACCCAGAACCAAAAGGUUCGAGUGGGAAGCGGUCUGGAGAUCGGGAGCAGGAGGCGCCGGGAUUUGAUGAUUUGAUUCCUGGGUUUGGUGGAAGCAGCCCUCCACAGAAAAGGGAGACUUCAGAGACAAACCGUCAUCCCCAGUCAACUGUUCCUUCAACAAAAUCAACCUCCAGUGUUUCGGAAGAUCCUUUUGUAGUUCUAGAAUCUGCUUCAGUUCCGGCAUAUUCAUCGUCAGGAUUGUUUGCCGACCCUUUGGAGCACAUAAAUAAGCCCAGUAACACUGACAGCACAAAAGCUGAUGGUUCUGCUGGUGGGGCAGCAUUUGAUAAUAUUGAUGCCUUUGAUGGGCUUGCUAUCAAUAGCAGCAGGAAGGAUAAGAGCCCUUUAAGGUCAGGGCUAAACUUGAGCCCUUCACAUGCAACAGCUAGAAAAGAAGCAACUGAGAAACCUUCAGCGAAGAACUUUGAGAGCAUUGCACAGAAGAAGGUUCCUGUUGAUGAUUAUCGAGAGUCACAUCAAACUCUGUUUGACAUGCCUGCGGCUUCAUCAGAUUCUUAUAGAUCUGUUGGUAGAAGUGGUUCUCGCCCGAAGGAUAUUAACACUAAUUCUUAUGAGGCAAGUUCACAGGUAGAUAUGUCUCCAAAGUCUGAUGAAAAUGUGGAAACAGCUGAUGAUGUCUGGCUCACCGUUUCCGAAAUUCCUCUUUUCACGCAACCUACAAAUGCCCCACCGCCUUCAAGGCCUCCUCCCCCAUUGAUCACUAAACCAUCACAGGCUUCUAAGGCAGAUAGGGGUUCUGCAGCGGGUGUCAAUGUGAAAAGGAAGGUUACUGGUACUGAUUCAGUGAAGAUCUCAGGCAUACCUUCAAUAGAUGAGCUUGAAGAUUUUGCCAUGGGAAGGCCUCAGAAUUUUGCUGAUGAACGUGCAGAUGCUGUUUCCAGUGAAGAAGAGAUAGAGCCAAAUUCAGCAGCGGCAGUGUCUGCGGCUGCCAUGAAAGAGGCUAUGGAUAGAGCUGAGGCAAGGUUUAAACAUGCCAGGGAAGUAAGGGAGAGGGAAAGAGAUGCAAAAUCUGUUAGAAGUAGAGAACCUGCACGGCAGGAAGGAGAUGAGAAAUCUAUGCAAGAUGCUCAGGAGCGAGAAUAUAAAGAGAAACAGGAAAGAUUUGAUCGUGAACGGGAACAGAAGGAAAUGGAGGAGAAGGAGAGAGAACAAAAGAGGGUUGAAAGAGAGAGAGAGAGAGAACGGGAACGGAUCGAAAGGGAAAAGGCCAGACAAGCUGUGGAGAGAGCUACAAGGGAAGCGAGGGAUAGAGCUGCUACUGAAGCUCGUGCACGAGCUGAGAGGGCUGCUGUUGAGAAGGCAAAUGCAGAAGCACGUGAACGUGCAGAACGGGCAGCAGUUCAGAGGGCAGCAGCUGAAGCACGUGAAAGGGCAGCUGCAGAGGCAAGAGAAAGAGCAGAAAAGGCUGCUUCAGAAGCCAGGGAGAGGGCUGCUGCAGAAGCGAGACAGAGAGCAGUUGCAGAAGCAAGGGAUAAAGCAGCCACAGAAGCACGGGAGAGAGCUGCUGUGGAGAGGGCUGCCGCUGAAGUACGGGCUAGAGCAGAACGUGCUGCAGUUGAGAGAGCUAAUGCAGAGGCUCGGGAAAGGGCUGCUGCUGUUGCAAGAGAGAGGCAACAAAAGAAUGAAAAUGAUCUUGAAUCAUUUUUUGGUAUGGGUUCUCGACCGAGCAGUGUACCAAGGCAAAGGUCUGCCACUCCGGACUCUGCUUUUGACACCCAAUUUCAGAGCAAGGGAGGCUCUGAAGCAGCACGAAGGACAUCUUCGGCAACUUCAUCCAGCAUAAGGAAGGCAUCUUCUGCGACAAAUAUUGUGGACGACCUUACUUCCAUUUUUGGAGCCACCCCGUCAUCGGGAGAUUUUCAAGAAGUCGAAGGAGAAAGUGAAGAAAGGCGAAGAGCCAGGCUGGAACGGCACCAAAGGACACUUGAGCGUGCGGCAAAAGCUCUGGCUGAGAAAAAUGAGCGUGACUUUCAAAAUCAAAGGGAUCAGGCUGAGAGACAUAGGAUUGCUGAAACACUGGAUGUCGAGAUUAAGCGGUGGGCUGCGGGAAAAGAAGGCAACUUGCGUGCAUUGCUGUCAACAUUGCAAUAUGUGCUUUGGCCUGAAUGUGGUUGGCAGCCGGUGUCUUUGACUGAUUUAAUUACUGCUGCUUCAGUAAAAAAAGUUUAUAGAAAAGCAACCUUGUGCAUCCAUCCUGAUAAAGUGCAACAGAAAGGUGCAAAUCUUCAACAGAAGUACAUUGCAGAAAAAGUGUUCGACCUUCUUAAGGAAGCUUGGAACAAGUUAAAUUCAGAGGAGCUCUUCUAAAGACCUUGAAGCCUUCUUUGCGGAUGAUUUUGGUAAUUUGCAUGUUGGGAGGGGCAAACAGCAAAUGCGUUUUGCAGCUGCUUAAUACCCCACGCAGUUGUUCCGGUGUAGUGCUUUACGGAUGGUGCUUCCAAUGUGCUGCUGCUGCCUUAGUAAGGACUCUUUGUUGUGUUUAUGGCUGCUGUAAAUGGCUUUUCAUUGAGAAAUACGGGUUAGAGAGGUGUGCUUAUGUGGAAGUACGGCUGCUUUAGUCAUGUGUAGAGUAGCAGCAGAGAGGGAUGGCGUCAUCCAUGCCCCAUUGUUCGGCCAUCCCCUUUGAUUUGUAAGUGGUUGUCUUAUUCUUUUUCGUGAUCAUCAGGAUCAGAUCCUUGAACGAUCGAAAACAUUGAAUGAAUGCCGCUGGCGGCUGAUGAGUUGUCUUAGAUCAUGAAGUCAAGCUGGCGAUUUAUGAUUUUUGGUUAAUUGUAUUCUAAAACUUGACUGUCGAAACUAUUUUUGGGUAUCUACGAUGAGUGGAAUUACUU
Magnolia sinica is the source of this 3670-nucleotide messenger RNA. RefSeq names its product auxilin-related protein 2-like. Gene Ontology annotation, molecular function: clathrin binding. Gene Ontology annotation, cellular component: intracellular membrane-bounded organelle; vesicle; cytoplasm. The record is from RefSeq and is a predicted model, not a curated record. NCBI's taxonomy places the organism in Eukaryota, Viridiplantae, Streptophyta, Magnoliopsida, Magnoliales, Magnoliaceae. Bases 300 to 3146 code for a protein of 948 amino acids. The transcript is spliced from 8 exons. Gene Ontology annotation, biological process: clathrin coat disassembly; clathrin-dependent endocytosis.